CAGCCCGGCCCAGAAACUUGUCUUCAACAGAGUGAACGGGAAGAGGCCGCAGGUUCUGCGGCAUGUCUUGGCCCCCGAGGAGAGCUACACGCUGGCCCACGAGGAGAAUGUCCGCUUCAUCUACGAAGCCUGGCAGCAGGUAGAGCAGCAGCUGGAUGACAGCCGGAGCGGGGAGAGCGCCUGCGGCCCUGUGCAGUACGUAGAGAAAACCCCCAGUCCCGGACUGAAAA
Molecule: messenger RNA, 230 nt
Organism: Eurypyga helias (sunbittern)
Lineage: Eukaryota; Metazoa; Chordata; Aves; Eurypygiformes; Eurypygidae
Product: protein FAM195A-like
Exons: 2
Source: RefSeq, a predicted model, not a curated record